Messenger RNA from Solanum tuberosum (potato), 1650 nucleotides. Its product is annotated as activating signal cointegrator 1. NCBI's taxonomy places the organism in Eukaryota, Viridiplantae, Streptophyta, Magnoliopsida, Solanales, Solanaceae. Gene Ontology annotation, cellular component: RQC-trigger complex; nucleus. Gene Ontology annotation, molecular function: zinc ion binding. The record is from RefSeq and is a predicted model, not a curated record. The transcript has 4 exons. Gene Ontology annotation, biological process: positive regulation of DNA-templated transcription; rescue of stalled cytosolic ribosome. The coding region runs from base 39 to 1265 and encodes 408 amino acids.
GAGAGGGCUAGAACACAGAAAAAGAGAAGAGAAAGCAAAUGGAAUCGUCAGGGCAAUGGCUGGAAAAAGCGUUACUGGAGCUAUGUAACAAGAUAGAGAAUGGCCUUGAUUUAGAUGCUGAGAUUAUUUCUGGGCUUGUUUCUUAUUGUGAGCUUGCUCCUCCUCUCGAGGCUAAAGAAUAUCUUGAUAAUAUCAUAGGUCAGGAUGCUGGAAAAAGUGUGACUGGUGAGUAUUUGAGACAGAGAGGUCAUUCAGAUUUAUACCAAGGUACCUCUGCUUCCAAAUUGCAAGCAUAUGUAAAGCCUCCUUCAGGUGAUAGUCUGGCAGCUGGAACUAAAAAACAAGUACGAGCACCAAAAGAAAGUAAAGCCUCAAGUAAGCAGGAAAGCCAGAGCACAGCUGAGACAUCAAAUGGACGAAACCUACAGAGAGGAAGUCAAGGGAACUCUACAAAAACAACUGCACCUCAAUCCCAAGCAAGUCAAAAAAACUCUAAAAAGAAAAAAUCUGAGAAAGUUAUUUCUCUUGCUGAGGCUGCAAAAGGUUCCAUCAUAUUUCAACAGGGGAAGCCAUGCUCGUGCCAAGCCCGCCGACACAGGCUGAUAAGCAACUGUUUAUCUUGUGGGAAGAUAGUCUGUGAACAGGAAGGUGAAGGGCCUUGCAACUUUUGUGGUGCACUUGUGCUGAAGGAGGGAAGCUCGUAUGCUGGAUUAGAUGAAGGUCCAGUUCCAAUUUCCGAUGCUGAGGAAGCAGCUGAAGCCUAUGCAAAGAGGCUAGUUGAUUAUGAUCGGAACUCUGCAGCACGUACGACUGUUAUCGAUGACCAAAGUGACUACUAUGAGAUUGAGGGAAACAGCUGGUUGUCGAAGGAGGAAAAGGAAAUUCUGAGGAAAAAGAAAGAGGAGAUAGAAGAGGCUGAACGUGCCAAACGAAAUAGAGUCGUAAUGACGUUUGACCUCGUCGGCCGCAAGGUUCUUUUAAAUAAAGACGAGGCCGCUGAAGAACUGCAGAAGGGAAUUCUCUUCAGACCAGCAGAGGAAAAGGAAGCAACCCGCAUUAAACCUAACCCAAACCUAAAGGUACAACCCGUCUUUGUGGAUCCAGGUCCCAGGAAAACUCCCAAGGAGAAGAAUAAUAAGAAAGGCCCGAGAAAUGGCUUGUGCUUGGAGAUUACUGGGAGAGUGCAACAUGAUACCAGUGAACACUCACGUUUGAUUGUAGAGGGCAAGCUACAUGGAUCUUCAAGUAGCAAAAUAGUGGCAUGAGCCAUCUAUUAAUAGGACAGUCGGAACUUCAGAUGACUCUGAGUGUACCUUUGAUUACUAUUGAGAAGUAUAUAGCUUGACCAAUUGAGUACUCUUCAUCCCCACACCUCCAAACAUGUCAUCUUUCUGGGGUAGGGCGCGGAGUGUAGAAAGUUACUCUUAUAAACUUGCUAUUUUAAGUCCUGAUUUAUCAAGAAAACAAUUCUCUGCAAAUAUUUGUUUGGAGUGGAAUGAACUUGGUUGUCAUCUGUGUUCAAUGUUCUCCAUCCUUCGCCCUGUAGGCGGACGCUCUGCAUGAACUGAGAAAAUGUGUGAUAGGUCACUCGAAAGCUUCCUUUGUACACAAGAAAAAUUGCAUCUUUUUAAUGACUUAUGGUUUUGUUGA